Molecule: messenger RNA, 2122 nt
Organism: Labeo rohita (rohu)
Lineage: Eukaryota; Metazoa; Chordata; Actinopteri; Cypriniformes; Cyprinidae
Gene: pheta2
Product: PH domain containing endocytic trafficking adaptor 2
Exons: 4
Coding region: 285-1133 (282 amino acids)
Biological process (GO): receptor recycling; retrograde transport, endosome to Golgi; endosome organization
Cellular component (GO): early endosome; recycling endosome; trans-Golgi network
Source: RefSeq, a predicted model, not a curated record
GAAAGCGCACAUGUCGCUGCUGUUUCAUCAUGAAGUCUAGAGAGAAUAGGACAUCGGCUUUUGUUACCAGGAAGUGGGUCGCGUUAUUUAUAUUUCAACACUUGCACGACCGGCGUGAGGGAGCGCUGUUAAUGCCAAACUUAUAAUAUCAUUCUGUUAUUUAUACGACUUGCCCGGAUUGAGGAGCUUUCCACUAAAAAUGUAUGGAAACCCACGAUAAAUCAGCGGAAAGACAUUGAUAAAACUCACUUCAAGGACACGGCUGUACGCCAGGUGGCGUUGUAAUGAAGAUCCAUGAGAAGAUACUAACUCACUACCUGUCCUGCACUUCACCUGUCGAUAAAGAGGGAUACCUCUACAAAAAGAGAGAGAGGAACACCACUUAUCUCCGCCGCUGGUUUGUGUUGAAGGGGAAUCUGCUGUUUUACCAGGAGCGUCCAGGCGAUCGUAACCUGUUGGGUGUGAUUGUUCUGGAGGGCUGCAUGGUGCAGGCGUGCGAGACGGAUGGUCAAUUCUGUUUCUCUUUGGUGUUCACGGGACCGGGCCUCCGCACGUAUAGACUAGCCGCUGAUGACCAUCUCAGCCAGGAGAGCUGGAUCGCUGCUUUGUUCUGCGCUAGUCACAUUUACCUUUCCAUGAUUGUCAGAGACCUGGAGAGACGCUACAAAGAAGCUAGAAGAGACAAAGGCCUUUGUGAUUCCAUCCAGACCUCUGCAGUGACGUCUACACCCAAUGAGAUAAUGGCUUCCUGGAACACAGGACAACCCUUUUUCGUACAUGGGACAUCCAUAGUGCCCCGAGAUGGGCGGAGCUACAGCACCAGUUCCAUACCAUCUCCAUCCGUGCCGAACAGACCCAUCAGCUAUAGUCUUCAUGCUCCUCCUAUUCAAUUCAAGACUACCAAUAAGCGAUCUCCAAAGCUCUGGCCCAAGAGAAAUGCCCACGUCACACCCUUAAAUGGUCCGGCACCAUCUUAUGGGGAGUGGCCUGUUGUGAACUUUGAUCCUUUGGAAGACUUUAGUAAACUGCAUGAGUACUAUGGAAAAGAGGUUAAGCAACUAAGAGCUGAUUGGCUGAAGAAGAAGCGUGAGGAAGUGGGAUAUGUUGCAGAGGACCUCAUUGAUCUUGGCUAGAUUAUCACAUAUAUUUGCAUUUGUUCAUGUUGUCGCCUACAUGGUAAAUCCUGUUCUAAAGCAAUAGACUUAUGAAUGUAUUAAGGAUGCAGUACAUGUGAUGCUGUACUAGUAGAAUCCCACCGUCUUUUUAAUUUUAUGAAAGUAUGCAGAUUAGUCCUGAGUCUGACUGACACUGAUCUUGUUGCUUUUUUGGUGAGGUUUCUCAUUUCCUCUCUGUGGUCUCUCAGCCUAGUUCCUUCUCACUCGAAUUGUCACAAAAAAGACCCAAACCACCAGUAGCUUUACCCCCAUCUACGUGCAGACAUUUACGAUACAAAGUUCAUAUUGGAUCCAAAGUACUUCAGAUACUGUUAAAUGACGUUUGAUUAGAUAAUAUGUUUUACUUGUAGAGCUGUGAAUGCGUGAUGAUAAUAACUAAUAUUUAAUUUAUUGUUAAAUCUUUUAAAAUAUGAUCUUGUGAAGAGGGCAGCACGGGUGGCUGUUUAGUUCUGCCUUACCGAACUCGUUUCACACAGUUCAGGAGGUUUCAUAAACAAACUGAAAUACACGCCCUUUCUAUUCUUCCUCUUUCACAACACCUCAGUUCUUUUGGGAUGUAAGAUGUGCCUUUUUUCUGUUUUUAGUUGACUCAACGUAUUUAAACAAAUAAUUUAAAAAGUAACAGUUUUUAUGUUACAGUCGUAUCGGUAAACAUCAAAAUAAACUGUAAAGUUUGUAUGCAUAAACAUUUCAGAAGUGCAGUUCUUUAUACUGUAGGUCACCAGAGGGCACUGCACUUUACCAACAGUACUACUACCUUUAUUCAGCCUUGCUUCAGGCAAAGGGUCACUAGUUGCUUCACAUCUAAUAAUAUAUAUUAUCCUAUAUGUAAUUACACAUGGAUGUUAUCAGUUUUAUUGUAUAAACGUUUUGUAUAUUCACUGUUUCUAUGACCAUCAUGCUCAAUGCUUUGUCCUAAUUUAACAAAGAUCAAUUUUGUUAUAAUA